This is a messenger RNA of Acomys russatus (golden spiny mouse), 1177 nucleotides long. RefSeq names its product calreticulin 3 (gene Calr3). Lineage: Eukaryota; Metazoa; Chordata; Mammalia; Rodentia; Muridae. The record is from RefSeq and is a predicted model, not a curated record. The transcript has 9 exons. Bases 34 to 1176 code for a protein of 380 amino acids. Gene Ontology annotation, biological process: protein folding. Gene Ontology annotation, molecular function: calcium ion binding. Gene Ontology annotation, cellular component: endoplasmic reticulum membrane; endoplasmic reticulum.
UGAAGGCGGAGAGCGGAAAUCUUGCAUGCAGCCAUGGCCCGGGCUCGCGUGUCCCUGUGGGCCAUCUGCAUGCUGCGCCUGGCGCUGGCCACUGUUUAUUUCCAAGAGGAGUUUCUAGACGGAGAGCACUGGAGGAACCGCUGGGUGCAGUCCACCAAUGACUCCCAGUUCGGGCAUUUCAGAAUCUCGUCUGGAAAGUUCUAUGGGCAUAAAGAGAAAGACAAAGGCCUGCAGACGACCCAGAACAGCCGCUUCUACGCCCUCUCGGCGCGCUUCCCGACCUUCAGCAACAAAGGGCGGAACCUGGUGAUCCAGUACACGGUGAAGCACGAGCAGAAGAUGGACUGCGGAGGCGGCUACAUCAAGGUCUUCCCCUCCGACCUGGACCAGAGGGCUCUGAACCGGAACUCGCAGUACUACAUCAUGUUUGGACCUGAUAUAUGUGGAUUUGAUGUUAAGAAAGUUCAUGUCAUCUUAUAUUUCAAGAAUCAGUAUCAUGAAAACAAGAAGCCAAUCAGAUGCAAGGUUGAUGCCUUCACUCACCUCUACUCUCUGACCUUAAGGCCAGAUCUUUCUUACGAGGUAAAAAUUGAUGGCCAGUCCAUUGAAUCCGGCAGCAUUGAGUAUGACUGGAACCUGACGUCACUGAAGAAGAUGGAGAAGACCUCCUCGGAGCCUCCGGACUGGGGGCAGGUGGAGGGCAGCGAAGCCCAGGGUUGGGAGAAGCACUUCCUGGAUGCGGGUGCCAGCAAGCCGAGCGACUGGAACAGUGAGCUGGAUGGGGACUGGCUGCAGAAGCCACCAUACGAGGAUGGCCUGAAAGCCAAGGGCAUUGACAGAGACGUGUGGCUGCACCAGAAGAUGAAGCCGGCCAGCUACCUGACGCAGUACGACCUCUCGGAGUUUGAGAACAUUGGUGUCAUCGGUCUAGAGCUGUGGCAGGUGAGAUCUGGAACCAUCUUUGAUAACUUCCUGAUCACAGAUGAUGAAGAAUAUGCAGACAGGUUUGGCAAGGCCACCUGGGGGGAAACUAAGGGUCCAGAGAAGGAGAUGGAUGCCGUACAGGCCAAAGAAGAAGUGAAAAAAGCCCGUGAGGAAGAUGAGGAGGAGCUGCGGACGGGGAAGCCUCAUAGGCACAACCACUUCAACAACUUUCACAGGCAGAGAGAGCUGUAGU